GAAUAAUGAUAAUAAAAAAUAAACAAAAACAAAAGCCCUCUCUUCCCGUCUGCAUGCCUCUCCUCUCUUUAAUUCUCUCCUUUCUUGGCCUCCGGCAUUCCCCCUAGUGCAUGGAUUCUCUACCUUAUUAAACAACCCAUAAAACUUUAUAAAAUAAAUUUUUAAAUAUUAACAAUGGUUUUCUCUUCUGUUUCAAUCUAUUCAGACCCUCCCAACUGGCAGCAGCAUCAUAAUCAUCAACAUGGAACUGAUACUGGUAGUGAAGAUCCUCAGCUUCCACCUCUUCCACCACCUUCUCAUGUUGGGGCUGCUGGUGGUGGUGGCGGAGGCUUCAUAAGGCCUGCUUCAAUGGCUGAUCGAGCCAGGCUAGCAAAGAUUCCACAGCCAGAAGCAGCACUGAAAUGUCCGAGGUGUGAGUCCACUAACACCAAAUUUUGUUACUACAAUAACUAUAGCCUUUCACAGCCACGUCACUUUUGCAAGACGUGUAAGCGGUAUUGGACUAGAGGGGGCGCCCUUAGAAAUGUUCCGGUCGGUGGAGGAUGCCGAAGAAACAAGAAAAACAAGAGCAGUAGCGGUAGCAGCUCGAAAUCCACUGCUUCUGCCGAGAUGCAAGGACAAGGUGGUUCGAAUUCAACAAAUGCUGUUAAUAUUCCUUCUGAAAUCACAGGUCAUUUGUCACAGAAAACGCCUCAUUUACCCUUCAUGGCUUCUUUGCAAAGUUUUCCUCAGUUUGGUUUGGGAAGUAUUGGCUUAAACUUUAGCGGAAUUCAAGGGACAACAACUGGCAGUGCACAAUCCGAGAUGGGAUUUCAGAUAGGAAUUCAUCAGCAGUUCCCUUUGUUUGAGCCAACCAAUGGUUUAUACUCAUUUCAAAGUGAGAGCAUGGAAGGAUCAUCUUCCAUGGUGGGAGAAAACCAGCUUCUCCGUUCCAUAGCUUCAAUCUCUAGGGUUUGUCAGCUGGAUCCAGUAAAAAUGGAGAACAACAACAACAACCAAGGGCUGAAUCUAUCAAGAUCAGUGAUGGGUGGCGUUUCGGAGAAUAAUCAGUACUGGGGAGGAAAUAGUUGGACAGAUUUAGCAGGUCUCAACUCUUCUAAUACUAAUCAUCUCUUAUAGCUGGUUUCAGUCUUUCUUCAUUGACAGCAGUUUAAAGCUUUAAUGACAGAUAUUAUUAGUUGACAUAAAAGUUGCAGUGUUCCCUUGAUCACCUUGACUCACUCACAAGCUUCAACGUCACAAAACACUAAGAUUGGCAGAAUUGAUGUUGCAUGU
Messenger RNA from Hibiscus syriacus, 1275 nucleotides. RefSeq names its product dof zinc finger protein DOF2.2-like. Gene Ontology annotation, molecular function: DNA-binding transcription factor activity; DNA binding. The record is from RefSeq and is a predicted model, not a curated record. The transcript is spliced from 2 exons. Bases 175 to 1119 code for a protein of 314 amino acids. Gene Ontology annotation, biological process: regulation of DNA-templated transcription. Lineage: Eukaryota; Viridiplantae; Streptophyta; Magnoliopsida; Malvales; Malvaceae.